AUGAGUUUAGUUUCUGAAAUCAGUCACAAACUAAACUUAUCAAAUAAAACCUCUGAAGCAGAAGAUCUGUCCAGUAAAUCGUUCUUCUCAUUCUUUGUCCUCAGAAGAUGUUCGGCGUUGAAGCAAGAAACAUUGUGGAGGCUCUGGGUGCCAAGAAAACUCUGAUUCCCAAUAAGGACCUACUGCUGAACGUGGAGCUAAUGACUCUGGUCAAAGUCAGAAAGAAGGGAUUCUUUGAAGUUCCAGAGUAUGAACCUCUGAACAUCAAACUACCACAACUGUUGAUGGAAGAACCGGACCUAGAUUGUGGUGAGAAUGUGCUGGUGAAGGACUUCAGGUCUGUGUCAAAGGUUAGUGGGACGGCCAGUGUUGGUGGAGGAUACGGGGAUGUUGGAGCAGAAAUCUCUGGUGGUGGAGACACACUGGACGGACUGACUAAACCUGUCGACUUGAUGAAGAAGAACGUUAAUGUUUUUGGGAGUUUCAGUAAAUUAAACAAGAACAAAGUGAAAGAGCUGAAACCGAAGAAGACAGAAAAACUUGCUCUCGUCAACCAGAUUGUCUACAACACCGGUGACGUCCAGAUCAUCAGGGCGUCCAAGAAAGGAGGAUCUGUGUCGGCAUUCUUUGAGAAACUGUUCAGUCUGUCGGUGAAGGGCAGCAAGGAGAAGGUGACGUCCUUCACUGUUCCAGAAAAAUCCACCUUCGCCUACGGCCUCGCAGAGAUCAUGAUAGAGGAAGAUAAACUGGAGAUACCAAACGUUGUUUAUAAGAUCAGAGAAACGUCAAGAUCUCUGGUAAUAUCCGACGGAACUCCCCCCCCUCAGUCUGAUCCUGAAGUCUUGGCAAUGAAAAAGUUGGAGAUGAAUCUAUCUAAAAUGGAGCCGCUGGAAGAUCUUCCUGAGUCGACCCGUCGUGAGCUGCUGAAGAAACUCUGUGACGUCCUGAAGAACCAGGACGACCUCUCUGAGCUGGAGGAGACGCUGGAUCAGUCCAUUAAAGGGACGUAUGAACGUCCUCAGAGUCAGACCAUCUCCUCCUUCCUGGACUUCCUGGACGUCUCUAACGUCUCCUCAGAUGUGAAGACGAUUGUUUACAUGCUGGUCAGCGCCUUGAACGCUCUUCCUGAUGAAGUUCCAACUCUUCUGGUCACCUGUGAUGUAGAAGUUCUGGAUUUCUUCAUCUAUAAAGCCACCAACUGGAGGAACAUUCACCGAGAGGCUCCGGCCGUUGUGAAGAACAGGUUCUCCUGGAUGCUGGACUUCAUGGAGACGACCAAGAAGACAGAAGACGACGAGGACGAGGAGGACUACGAUGGGCCUGUGAUUUUUAGGUUUCCUCUGGAGAAGCUGAGGGAGAUGGUGUGUGUCGCCAUGAAGGGAAUCAAGAUCCUGAGGUCCUGAACUCAGCACGUCUGAGACGUAUGAAAAGAUGAACAGCUCAGAUAAGAAGCUGUUAACGGGUUCAUUUUAAAGACGUGUUAACAUCAUCUCACAAACACGUCAACAACAUGAUUUUAAAAAGCUAAAGAUCUUUUUAUUUCACUCUUUCUUUACAAUCUGCAGUUAUGACUUAAAGGAAUCAAAACCAUCGUUAUUAAUAUUAAAUUGUCUGUUUUUGCUCCUUUCACAUUAUAAACACUGAGUUCAUCCAUGAAGCUUCAUGAUUCUACUUUUAUAUUAUUAACCAGGGGCGGUGGAGUUUUUAUUUCUGGUUUUAUUUUGUAAUUCUUUAUAUUUCAUAUCUAUAGUGCAUUAGAUCAGCUGAUGAAUGAACAGCCUGUUUCAGAUAAAGUGUUUUCAAAAAAAUUCAAUAAAAGGUUUUUCUCGUC
Molecule: messenger RNA, 1831 nt
Organism: Mugil cephalus (flathead mullet)
Lineage: Eukaryota; Metazoa; Chordata; Actinopteri; Mugiliformes; Mugilidae
Exons: 10
Coding region: 108-1403 (431 amino acids)
Biological process (GO): pyroptotic inflammatory response; defense response to bacterium
Molecular function (GO): phosphatidylserine binding; phosphatidylinositol-4-phosphate binding; phosphatidylinositol-4,5-bisphosphate binding
Source: RefSeq, a predicted model, not a curated record